Molecule: messenger RNA, 1058 nt
Organism: Owenia fusiformis
Lineage: Eukaryota; Metazoa; Annelida; Polychaeta; Sabellida; Oweniidae
Source: the annotation of a GenBank genome assembly
CUUAAGCGGAACAGAAUAACUCACAUUCAAGAUGGUUUAUUUGAAUACAUUCAAAGUUUAGUUUUUAUCGAUUUAUCAGAAAAUCCUUUGCAGGUAAUUGAUGAAAAGGCAUUCACUUACUUUUCCGAAAACCCGGCAAAAAUAUAUGAGAUAUUUAUUGAACACACAAAAUUGAUGUGUGACUGUAGGAUGAAAGCAUUCAUUCUCUGGCUACAACAUAGGCCAAAGAACAUUGUAGUGAUACAUGAUAAGUUCUGUGCAGCGCCAAGAACAAAGGACGAAUUAAUGAAAGUAAGAAUAACAUGGGUAGAAUGCCAUAGAGAAUUAUUCAUAAGUGUCUGCGUUACAUCUGGUAUUGCUUUACUUGUUAUGACAGCACUAACAGGAUCAUUGGUGAAAUUCUGUUGGAACCACAUGAAAUACAAACAACUGGUAAAUAGAGCAAGAAGACAAAACGCUGAGCGUCAUAUUGAAGGAAGCGAAGACGAUAAUGAACGCUGUGAUGCAUUUAUCACUUACCAUCCAGAAAAGAGAAUUUGGGUUGAUGGUGUCAUGACAGAUGAACUGAUAAAGGGAGAUAUCGAGUUCACAUUAAUGUUGCAUGUGACUAGUAUUGAUUGUUCCAAUACCAGUGGAGAGUCAAACUCUGAUGAGAUUUCUGCACGCAUGGCACAAUGCUACAAUUUUGUCUUUUUGGUGUCACGAGGUUGGAUAAAAGAGGGCGUGAAUGAGUUUGAGAUGGAAGCUGCAAUAGAUUUGUUGAAACAAAGCAAGAGGCAUACACUAAUUGUGAUAAUGAUGGAGAACAUACCACAGAAGGAUAUGUCAGAGACUCUGAAACUGAUGGUGACAAACAAUUUCUGUUUGAAGUGGAGUGAGAAUGAGAGAGAACAAAGAAAGUUUUGGAGAGAUCUCAAACUGGAACUUGGUAAGAAAAAAAUCAAACUAAAUUAGCUGAACUCCUUAUAUGAUAGGAUUCAUCCAUAUACAAUUUAUGAUUUGUACAUUAUAGCAGCUGGCGUGAUAAGUAAUGUAAUAUCAACAAAUCACAUUUGGUU